Messenger RNA from Dendrobium catenatum, 2933 nucleotides. Its product is annotated as probable protein arginine N-methyltransferase 6.2. Lineage: Eukaryota; Viridiplantae; Streptophyta; Magnoliopsida; Asparagales; Orchidaceae. Bases 1266 to 2690 code for a protein of 474 amino acids. Gene Ontology annotation, biological process: peptidyl-arginine methylation. Gene Ontology annotation, molecular function: protein-arginine N-methyltransferase activity. The transcript has 15 exons. The record is from RefSeq and is a predicted model, not a curated record.
AUUUUUAGUAUUCAACCUUAUUACUUAUUUGCAUUCAUGGUCUUGUAUGCAUAUAGUGUGGCCAGAAUGCACAUCAUAAUACAUUGAAGAUGUUGGAGGAGGUUGGCAGGUGAAAUGAUUAUACUAUGUUAUACUUAGAUUUUUAACUCCUUUUGUAUUCCAUGUAUACGGAAACAUAUUAUUAUUUUCGUAGUAACUGUCCCUCUCUUUUUUAAUCUCAGGAUCCUAAAAGACAACGGUGUCUAUAUCCUUGUAUAUCUAUUCUAAUCUAUUCUUUUAUUAAGUGAUCAGAUCCAAAAUCUUGCUAAAAUUUACCUCCACCAGUAAUGUGUGACAAACAAAACUCUUAGUAAUUGAAUUUCAUCAUAAUUUCUUUACUAAUUGUGGGCUCCAAAAAUUUGAUCAUAAAAGGAUAUGAUACUAAACGAUAUUAAAUGGGAUAUGGCUGAUAUUCUUGUGCAGGCAGGUAUUUUCCCAAUUCAUCUUUCUGCUAAAGAAAAUUUAUCUAAGAUAUUUUUUUAUGAUUUUACUUUUUCAUAAUUUUGAUUCCCUUGUUUGCAUAUAGCUACCAUGGAUUUUCUAUAUGUUUUUAGUGGAGAAGACCUAUGAUAGAGAUAUAUAUAUUUAUAUGUGGUCAUUUUUUUCUCAGAGGAUCACUUUGCUCCUUUUUUGUCCCUUAAUUAUAUAAAUUUUUUUAAAAGUUGGUCCAUCAUGUAAGUGUAAUAUAUAUAAAUCCCAAUUUAAAUUGUAAGAUCUUUAUCUUUCAUAUGGUAAUGGUGUGGCAUCAUUGAGUGGUCUGGAAUGCCUCAGGCAACUGUAGCUGCAUUUUUGGAUGGUCUUGAACUUUUCAGGCAACUGCAGCUGCAAUUACCUUGGGGAUUAUAUGUAGCUAUUAGUAGGAAGCUUUGACACUUGACUUAUUUCCUGAUUCCCACUAUCAUGUGAGUUAUCUUAUUAUUCUUCUUCUUAUUGUUGCCUAAUUCUUCUUCUUCUUCAUAUGAUUUUAAUUUGUAUUUAAAUGUCAGCUGAUGAUAUUAACAAUAUAAUUCUUAUAAAGGAUUCUUUAUAUGGUUCAUUUGGUUGUUUGAAAUAUGUCUGCAUGAUGGGGCUUUGAUUGGCAUUUUAACCUUUGAGUUGGGACAAUCUGCUGGUGGCGUUCAUGGCAAUAAUGGAAACUUGUAAGAUGUAAAAGGAUAUGAUACUGAACGAUAUUAAACGGGAUAUGGCUGAUAUUCUUGUGCAAGCAGCUACCAUGGAUUUUCUAUAUGUUUUCAGUGGAGACGACCACCUAUCAUAUAUUAUUACAUUGGGGAUUAUAUGUAGCUACUAUGUCAUUUGACUUAUUUCCUGAUCCCCACUAUCAUGUUUCCUGCGGUAGAAGACGAUCCAUCUCGUCGUCCUUCCUUGUACCUGCGAUGCAUCCGGGUUUCCCAGGCUACCUUGGCAAUGGCUACGCACCGCAGGGACCGGAAAGGUCGCCGCGGUAUCGGCGGAGGAGGGGCGCUGGCAGUCGCCGCGGCUCCUUUCAGAUUUCGUAUGAUAACAUUUCUUCGUACUCUUCCUCAUCUCAAGUGCGCCAGUCGCCAACCGAGUGGGCAUCUUCUACCAAGUGGGAAGAGCUCGAUGACGCAUAUUUCCAAUCCUAUUCCCAAAUCGGCAUCCAUGAGGAAAUGAUAAAGGAUCAUGUUAGGACGGAAACUUACAGGAAUGCCAUCAUGCGACAUCAAAAUUUAAUUUCAGGGAAAGUUGUAAUGGAUGUAGGCUGUGGGACAGGCAUUCUUUCUAUAUUCUGUGCUCUUGCUGGUGCUAGAAGGGUUUAUGCGAUAGAAGCAAGUGAUAUUGCCGUGCAGGCUAGUGAAGUUGUCAAAGCAAAUAAUCUGUCCGACAAGGUUAUUGUCAUUCAUGAAAGAGUUGAGAAAGUUAGCAUCCAGGAGAAGGUAGACGUCAUAAUUUCAGAAUGGAUGGGAUAUAUGCUUCUGUAUGAGAGCAUGCUGAGCAGUGUGAUUUUUGCAAGGGAUAAUUGGCUCAAACAAGGAGGGUUGAUCCUUCCUUCACAUGCAACACUGUAUAUGGCUCCUAUUACUCACAGCGAAAGAUACUCUGACAGCAUAGAUUUCUGGCGUGAUGUCUAUGGAAUUGAUAUGUCUGUGAUGCUCCCACUUGCAAAACAGUGUGCGUUUGAAGAGCCUUCUAUUGAGACAAUUUCAGCUGAGAAUGUCCUGACAUGGCCAUUUGUUGUUAAGUUUGUAGAUUGCUACACAGUGACAGCUCGUGAGCUUGAAUCUAUCACUACAAAGUAUAAUUUGACAUCUAUGUUGCGAGCUCCUCUCCAUGGAUUUGCUUUCUGGUUCGAUGCUGAGUUCAAUGGUCCUUCAACGUUCCCUUCCAACAACAAUUUACUCUCUGGGAGUUCAACUUCCGACUUGUAUUCUAACGUUUAUAAUAAUCAGAGGAGGCAAAAAGCCAAAUCUGAUCAAGUGCUUAUGCUUUCCACUGCACCAGAGGACGAACCAACUCAUUGGCAACAGACCAUACUGUACUUGUAUGAACCGAUAGAGGUCAUACAAGAUCAAACAAUUGAAGGUUCCAUUACACUCUCUCAAAGUAGGGAGAACCCACGCUUCCUGAAUAUUCACCUUGAGUACAGUUCAGGAGGUCGGUCUUUCAUAAAGGAGUCUAUCAUGCGAUGAUUUAGGCCUUGCAGAUGCCAUUAUUAGAGGUUAGUUUCAGCAAUGACUUUACUCUGCAAGUCUGAACCAUUCUUCAUGUUUAAACUUCUAUAAGAGGGAGAAUUUUGUUGGUCUUUUGAAGAAUUUUCUUCUUAUCAAUUGCUGAACAUAUUUUGCAUGCCAUCUUCCUAUGACCAUAUAUGGUGUUUUUUCCUUAUGUUGUAGAUGUUAUUUUAGUAAUUUUAACCCAUAAUAUUUAGAUUA